Messenger RNA from Porites lobata, 7078 nucleotides. Lineage: Eukaryota; Metazoa; Cnidaria; Anthozoa; Scleractinia; Poritidae. The record is from the annotation of a GenBank genome assembly.
AUGUCAACAAUGGCGUCCUCCAAACUUCUUUGCCUUUCUUUUUUUUUAGUCGUCGUUGCAGCUGCUUCUCCCAUGCUUCUUAAAUUCCACGACUUUUCUAACUCAGUCUGGGGUGAAAUUAGGUCCAAGAUGCAAACGGUAAACCCAUGGCUCUUGGCUCUGGGUUCUUUAUUGCUUGGGUACGUUUUGUGGAAACUUUGGAGAAUUUUAUUUUUGCCUUUAGAAAUGAAGCGACAACUCCAUGAAACUGGUUAUUUAUCCGAUGGAAAGCGACCAUUAAAAGAAAUAGCAAACGAAAUUCGAAAACGGAGGCAAUGUGGCGAUAUUCCACCUGUGUAUCCCAAUGGUUGGUUUCACGUCCUCGCGUCGCGCGAGCUGGCGGUCGGUGAGGUAAAGUACGUUUCCAUGCUAGGCGAGCAACUAGCAGUUUUCCGGGGAACUGAUGGUAAAGCGCAUAUUGUGAACGCUUAUUGCCCUCAUCUGGGAGCUAAUCUAGGAAUUGGAGGAAAGGUUGUGGGAAAUUGUCUGCAAUGUCCAUUCCAUGGUUGGACGUUCCGCGGCGAAGAUGGCAAGUGUAUCAAAAUCCCGUACAGUGACAAAGUGCCCGAUUUUGCAAAAACCAAGGCUUGGCCUUGUUUAGAGGUGAACUGUACAAUUUAUAUGUGGUAUCAUGCGGAAGGGACCGAGCCCACUUGGACACCGGAUAUAAUAGACGAGAUCAAAAGUGGGUCUUGGACGUAUCGAGGGUGUACACAACACAGUAUCAAUGCACACAUUGAGGUAACCUAUUUUUGUUUAUUCUUUUAGAUUUUUUUGUUUCAUCAAAUACAAAGUAACAGCUUUGGCAAAAGAAAGUUGAAAAGUGUAGUGGCGGGAGUGGCAAUUAUUUUUUUAAGCUUUAUUAAAGUGUUCCGCGUUCCAUGACGUUUACUGAGUUCGCGAGUACUGGAGAAAUGUCACGUAACUAAAAAAGUUUAAGAAUUAGAUAAGGCUUAGCGGGAUAUGUCGAGAACUCCUCAAGUUAAACAGCUUCCUUAUAUUUUUCUUGAACAAAAAUCCACAGGAUAGGCGAUUCUUUUAUUUCAUUUUUGUGCUCAGUCGAGUGUUUACAUAGCUGCAAUCUAUUUAUGCAACUGUUUGUGAAAUGUGCUUUAGUUAUAAAAAAGCUCUCUUUCCACAAUAGUCAUAUAGAUAUCGAACAUAUGAUAGUUAUAAGUGUACGUGGUGAUGUCAAAAUGCAAGAAUGUUUUAGAAAAUGAAAGAAAAACAAAACAGAAUCAAAGGAGAGUGUAAAUUGUUUAGAAGAAUCAUUAAUUGCCAUAGUAAUAAUAAAUUAUUAUUGCCUUGCUUGCUUGCCUGAGGCAAAUUUCACUGCACAAGAAUGAGCUUUUUCCUCACGUAUUCCGUGCUGAUGCUUUCAGUUUCUAUUCACUACUAACAGUGGCUGAUUUGUGGGAGUUUGAAAAAAAUUCUAACUUCCAUUUUGUGAAAAUUAUACAGAAAGGCCAAUGGAAGCAAAAUUAUAUAUGCAAAGUUCCAACUUAAAGGUUAUUACAAGAUUAAACUGAUCAAAUUUAUACAUAAAACUAUAAAGUUUUGUUGAGGGAUGCAACUAUCAUAUAACAUUUGAACUUAAAAUGAUUGACCGUGGAUGGCAUAAUUUUUACCAUGUAAUGUGUGGUUCAAUUUGAUUUGUAACCAUCCCGUCCCCCCUGGGCACGCCCCCAGGGAUUUUCAAUUUUUUUGUUUUUUGGAGGUCUAUUCCAUCCCCACCCCGGGCAAGCAGAAAGUGACAUUAUUUCCCGCCCUCGAUCUCCCGAUCAACUUCAUAUACGUCUUUUGGUCCCGGGGGGAGGAGGGGUACUUUAGGAAUUUCUGGGUGGGGAUGUGCUGCUGAGUCCCUGGAGACCUUAACCUAUAGCAGAACUAGUUCAGCUGAAUUUUGCUACCUUAUACUAGAGUAAACUCCUCAAAUCUCCCCUGUCCUAGAGUAGCUGUUUUCCAGAAACUACUGAGGUCACUAGCUCAGUCUAGCCAAAACAAAACCUUAUACCACAAUCCCUAGUCUAGAUAAAAUCUUCAACCAACUGAUCAGUUUCCUAAAAAAUGAUACCCUAUUCUAGACCCAAACGCUCUGAUUUAUAUACCCUAUCCUAGAGUAAACUGCUCGAAAACCAUACCCUUCACAGCGGCACAUACCCAUAUAGCCCAUAUAUGGCAGUACCCCCCCCCUCCCCCGGGCUUUUGGUACAUCUUUUUGAUCCUUACAAAAGUGAAACAACACGUUUUCACAACUUUUAUAAAAUUAAUGUUUCUCUGAGUUUAUUGAGCGAAGGAUAAUGGAUGUCAUAAUGUAGUUAAAACCUGAACAGUAAAUUUGAAAAUGGAAAAGGAAGAAAAAAAAGUCUUAAAAAACGCCUCCUUGAUAGAACACUUCAUAAAUUAACACUUUUUUUCCUUCUUCUUCUACUUUAUUAGUGUAUUCUUACCUUACUAUAUAUAAUGUUAAUAUUUUAUAAAGUGUGAAUGAUAAAAUUCAAUUGAAUUUCAUUGAACUGGACCGAUUCUCUGUUUCUCUCUAUAUAUCAAAAGCCUUGUAUUCGUUUUCACGUAAGUUUUCUUAUCAUUAUUUAAAGGGAGGCUGAAAAAUAUUUCUAAUUAUAUUAAUUUAUCACAUCUGUAAUUUCUAUUCAUUUUUCUUUGAUCAAGUUCAGAUAUUUUUCCCUGAGUGGGAGAGGGUGACCUGAGUAACAUGUUCUUAGUGUCAAUAAGUACAAGAAUUUUCUUGCUGCUUUGAGAACAUUGCUGCACUAAAAAUAUCACAAUUUUAUCAAUAUUUAUAAUGUUUUGCAAUAUUCUUUCAAGGAGGUUCCAGAGAACGGGUCAGAUAUCACCCAUCUAAACCACCUCCAUACCUCACCAGUUAUCACUGGAGCUGACCUGAGAUACAACUUUUUGGACUGGUGUCAGGUGGUUGCACAUCACAGCUGGUCAGCUCAGUGGGAACCACUUGAAGAUGAAAAGCAUGUUGGCCAACUGCAGUUAACACAUUCCUUUGUUUUGUUUGGAUAUAAAAUUCCAUCGCUAGACUUCCAUGUGACAGCUAGACAGGUAGGUGGUCAGUGUUGUCCUGCAGAAAUACCUGCACCUAGUUUUUUUAAUUUUUAAUUUUAACAGUUUUUACAAUGUUUUUUAAGAUUAAUUACUAAUUAAUUAAGUUAUACAAAUAUUUAACUAAUUUAAAGACUGACAUAAAAGAAAAACCAAAGUAAAGAUAACACCAACAACAAAAAGGAAAAAAAAAGCUAUAUUACAAAUGAAUACAAUAAGAAAAUAACAAACGAAAAAAAAAAACAAGCAACACUUACAUACAUUAAACAAAUACAUAUUUCUUACAAAGGCCAGGUGCCGAAAUUAUGAUGAUUACUACGGCCUUUGGGAUUUAGGACAACAGCAAGGAGAAAUAGAAUUUGAAUAUACUCUUCUUGCUCCUAAUAAAACAAAAACCCCACAAAGAUAACUAAUGCGGGUUAUAUAGGGUUGACCUCUAAAAAAGGAAAACAAAAAAGAAAAAGCUACAAGAGACAAUUUUUAGUAAGAGGGACAAGAACUAAAGUGUUAAAUAUAUUACACUAUUGUGACGCAGCCUAGUCUGUUCGGUGGCAUUGUGGACGUCCUUUCGGUAAUUUUGCUUUGGAGCUGUAAAGCAACAUUAUUUGAGAGCUCGACCCAAUCCCCUUGCACCUUAUGCCUCUUACAGGUUCUCAUUUUGUCUGCGAAAACAAAAGCUUUUUAAAAUUUGAGUUAUGAAUGGGUGAGUCCAACCAGUGCAUCACAUGUACGUUAUAAAGCUUUUUGUUUAAUCAUGAUACAUCCCUCUGCAAAUUCAUUCAUGUAUAUAGCCCUCAAGAACUGCACAAUUGUCUAAGAAUAUAUUACUGUUAGAACAAAAUAAAAAAUACAUAAUAUAUACAUAAUAAAUUGUAAUUAUUAUUUUUAUGAUUAUGAUUAUAAUUAUGAUUAUAUGAGUUGUUUUGAAUUUUUCCUUUAACUCUUUAUCUCUUCACCUAAUUAAUCUCUGUAAUUUUUUUUUUCUUUCUUAAAACUGUGUCCAUUUUUUCCUGUAUUUUUCAUUCCUUUUUUCUCUUUUCUUGUUAUCUCACAUUCAAUAAGUAUCUCAACAAAGAUAAAUGUAUUUUUUUUUCAAUGUAGGCUGGACCUGGCCUGGUUUUUUUGAAGUUUAAGAGUAUCUUUGGUGAUGGGAUCUUUCUUCAUUCCCUUACACCAAAGGAACCCCUUCUACAGACUAUGUGUCAUCAUAUCUAUGCUUCCUGGACAAUGCCUACUUUUCUGGCCAAGUUGUUGCUUUAUGUUGAAGCUAUUCAGGUAUAAACAAAAAGUUAUGUUAUUGUUUUAUUGAGGGGACAUUAGUUUUUGGCCUUAAAGUUUAUGAUGUAUAAAGAUUCAUUAUCGUCGUACUUCUCAUUAUUGUUAUAAAACUGAACGUUAAGUUUUUGAGAGAAACUAAGUUGUACAUGUGAAUUGUUCUUCAUUCAAUUGGGAAAAUUCCAGUUUAACUAGUCCAAAAAUGUUGGUUAAGUUGAGUUGAAAUAAGAAGUUUGGUGUUCAAAUUUAAAUAGAGUUGUCUUUAGAAUUAAAAUGGGUUACAUUUAACUGUAAAAAUUUAAGUUGAAUUAUGUCUUUGAGUUUAAAAGUGAAGAAGUUUAUUAUCAGUCUACAAAAAACUCCACAUUUUCUUUAAAUUUAUCACUAUUAGCAAUCUGUUAAAUUUGUAAACUCGGAUUUCAUUUUCAAUUUAUUGAUUCCUUUCAAAAAACUGUCUUUGGUAAAUUUAACAAAUAAUAAUAAAAUAUUAUUAGUUUUAUUUAUCAUAUGUUUGGAACUUCAAAUAGGUUGAACGUGACAUCAUGAUAUGGAACCACAAGACGUAUUUGUCAUCUCCACUUUUAGUGAAAGAAGAUCAGUUAAUUAAAAAGCAUCGACGAUGGUACUCACAAUUCUUCUCAGAGAACAGUCCACGCCUUUCCAUGAAGAAAGAGACAUUAGACUGGUGACAUCAAACUUUGAACUGGCAGCUGUUUCUAUUAAUUCUUGCCCUGUUUGUAAGCUUUUCAGUCAUCGACUUUACCGUGCGAGCAGAGCUUUUACUUUCGUCUUCUUAAUUAAGGUGAGGAGAAAAGAAGACUGAUGUGCCUGAAUUGCUUUUUAUUAGCCUUUGCCGGCUGAAGCCUGAACUUUUAGACUAGGCAAUCUGUUUUCUUUCUUCAAACCGGCUUUUUCGAUUGUUAGUAUCCGUUUAUUGAUAAGCCAGUGGUUCAAAAUAAUACAGGGUUUGUACAGGUCAUGAAAAACCUGGAAAGUCAUGAAAGUCAUGGAAUUUCAUUGUCACUCAUGGAAAGUCGUGGAAAAUUAAAGUUUUGUCUGGUAGAUAAGUUACUGUAGAUGCCAAAGGAACAACGAAGUAAAGUAGAGACAAGUCAUUAAACAGCGCAAACAGCACAUAUUUUGGUGGACACCAGAGUUUUGUGGAUGCUGAAGCGAUUUAGGUCGAAAACACCUUAACACAAGGAUAGGUUUGAAAAUUUUUGAAAUUGACAGCUAAAUCGUAAGGUCAUUAAAAAAGUCAUGGAAAGUUAUGGAAUUUGAAAAAGCUGAAAAGAGUAAGAACCCUGUUAUAACUAGGUCCAUUGUACCAAGCGCAUGGCUGUUAGGUCUGUGUUGGAAAGUAUGUACCAGGUCAUCUAGCAACAUGCAGUGCAUGCUCGACAAAGAUCUUACUUGAUUCAAGCAGAGUCCUCAUCAAUUAUGCCAAAAUCAAGAAAGCAAAAGAAAAGCUCUGUUGGCAGGGUAUCAUCCUACUUAUAUGAUAACAGUUUGUAGUAAAAUCCAGCUAGUGGUCUAUAACCAAUGCUGUUUUCUGAUUGGUUGAGCUACUAUGUAGCGAAAAGUGUCGGCUUUGAAAACAAAAACAAUGCCGGCGGCUGAAUGCGUUUUGCUACCUAAAGUUGUUUUGUCUCGAUAUUUUUGACCAACUGGUUGGAUUUUACGAAAACAAUUAUUCCUCUCGCUCGCAUGGCUCUGAGUCAAUAGCCCAUUCGGCCUUCGGCCUCUUGGGCUAUUGACUUAGAGCCCAUUCAGGCUCGAGAAAUAAUAAUUGUUAAAUAGUUCUAGCUGUAGUAAUGUUGCCUGGGAAGAGUAGCCUUGGGUCUAUUACUGGCACUCAUGAUCACUCAGGUCAGGAUGGGGACAGGCUCAUUUUCCAAACAGUGGCUGCAGGGUUUAAGGGUAGUAAUCUGAUCUGCUAUACACUGCAUGAUUUACUGCCUCAGACUGUUUUGAUUUCAACAUAAAAGGUUAAGUUUUUUAAGUGCUAACCAGGGCAAGAAUAGCCUUACAUUAAUGGCCUCUGAUUGUUUUUCUGAAAUAGAGACAUACAUGCAGCUGUAUUAUCUUCAAUCAAAAUAUUAAUCUCAACUAAGUGAGAAGAAUUUAGGUUAAAUUAGUAUUAAAAUAAUUCUUUAUAAAUAUUAAAUGCACAGUGUGGCGGGUUUUGAUGCUAAACAUUUUUUUAUUAUACUGUAUGCGAAUGCUGCAAAUAAACAUCUGCCAUAACUAUAAAUUUUAAAAAGUAGAGUAAAAUAAAAUAAAAGACAUAAUGCUCUUCCAGAAGAUAUUCAUACGAACGUUAACUCAACUUAUUCAUAAAUUAAUACAUUAUUAAGGAAGAAAAUCACAGAAUUUGUGGCUUUUAGUUGGUAUACAUUUACAACUAUUUGCAAUUUUUCAAUAGCCAUAAAUAGAGGUACAUUGCUGUAAAUGUGCAGCUUUAUCCAAGUCUUAAAAGUUCGCUACGUUAAGGUACAGGUAUCAGUUUUCAAAAACAAUGUCUUUUGUCCAAGUGGUAAAUCGACUACCAUUGCUCCAAAAGUGCCCUAAAUAUGGCAAAGUAUAGUCAAAGAAUAGAAGAUUUUAAACAUGUCCAAAACUUGGAAACGCUUAAUAGAAGGGAAAUUAACAGGACUAUUAGUUAAGAGUAACCCAGAUACAGAGGUGUCAG